Molecule: messenger RNA, 2115 nt
Organism: Epinephelus fuscoguttatus (brown-marbled grouper)
Lineage: Eukaryota; Metazoa; Chordata; Actinopteri; Perciformes; Serranidae
Gene: anos1a
Product: anosmin 1a
Exons: 14
Coding region: 1-2001 (666 amino acids)
Biological process (GO): neuron differentiation
Cellular component (GO): cell surface; extracellular region
Molecular function (GO): protein binding; peptidase inhibitor activity
Source: RefSeq, a predicted model, not a curated record
AUGCUGGCCACAAGCAGCGGCGUCAUUACCAGCCUGUCCCUGUGGAUUAUUUUCCUCUCCAGCUCGGGUGUGGGCGCGCGGAGGCAGCGCGAUGAUCCUGAUGAUGAGGAGUCCUGGUCGGAGAGUGUUUCCAGGGCGACGUGUGUGUCGCGGUGCCUCAGUUUGCACAGUGUGGCUGCACUCUCGACGCCACUGCAGAAUAAUGGAUCAUUGGGCUGGUGUCACACUCAUAAACAGUGCUCAAAGUGCCUGGAGCCCUGCAAAGACUCCUGGGAGAUGAAGAGGAAAAGCAAUUGCAGAGAGAUGUGUGAGCGGGUGUUUCCCAAGAAGCACUGGGAGUGUGUGACCAGCUGUGAGUUCCUCCAGUCCGUCCUGGCGGUGAAACAGGGCAGCUGUCCACCUCCGGAGAGAGCCAGCGGCUUCGCAGCAGCCUGCGUGGAGAGUUGCGAUCAUGACCGAGAAUGUCCUGCUCAGAAGAAAUGCUGCUCCAACGGGUGUGGUCACACCUGUCAGUCUCCCAAAGACCUGUACAAUGGUGCUCCUCUGAAGCCGAGGAAGGAGCUGGGCUUCAAAGAACUCCCAUCUGGUCAGCUGGAGGUGCGUUGGUCCUCCCGCUUCAACAUCUCAGCUGAGCCGGUUGUCUACAUCCUGCAGAGGAGGUGGAACUUUGGCAUCCAGCCGAGCGAGGACACUGCCACCCCCUGGCAGGUGGUUGCACAGACCACAGAGCAGGGAGCGAGGCUCUCUGACAUCCGGCCAGGUCGCUGGUACCAAUUCAGGGUGGCAGCUGUCAACACCCGCGGGACCAGGGGUUUCACCACGCCCAGCAGACACAUCCACUCCAGCAGAGAUCCUGCCAAUCCUCCAGCUCCCACUGAGCUCAGAGUGGCCAAUAUGAGCUUUGGCAGUGGCAGGACGGUGUCGGGCAGGCUCCAGUGGAGCAUGCCUGCUGACCUGGAUGUUCCCGUGCACCACUUCAAGGUCAGCUGGAGCUGGACAGCAGUCGGACAACCGUCUGCUUCAUCCCUGACCAAGAGGAGGAAGACAGUCAGAGAGAGCCAGGUGGAGCUGGACAGCAUGCGGUCCAACAGGAGCUACAGUGUGGAGGUCCAGGCUGUGUCCUACUGGGGACAAACUCAGCUCAGAGGACCUCGAGCUGUCCUCCAUUUCACCACACAGCGCACCAGCAGUACUGCUCCUAGAAACCCGACAGGUGACAAUCUGGAUGUGGGGACACCAUUCUACCAGGAUGGACAGCUCCAGGUUCAUGUGUACUGGCAGAGCAGCAAGGAUCCCUCAGCUGAUCUCUACAGAAUCCAGUGGGGACCAGAGCGUUGUGGACACAACCAGACUAGACCCAUGGAGAAGACCACCACACAGGAGACCUUUGUCAACCUGCGGGGCUUGCUCUUCUCCUGUAAGUAUAAAGUUGUUCUGCAGCCGGUCAGCAAGAGGAGUCGCCCUCUGUCAGAAAGCACCAGCUUCUUCACUCCCGCAUGUGCUACCAUCCAGGCCAGGAGUCCCAAACCCAUCACCUGUCCUGGAGAAACAGCAGUGUCCCCUCAGAAGGUCCUGGUGAAGGUGGCCAACCUGACAGCAUCCUUUGAGGUCUGGGGCGGCAAUGUGACAGCUAUCUUUAGCUGGGAUUUGUCCCCAACCCCGCCCCUCCAGCAGCUAACUGGUUACCAGGUGACCUGGGCAGAGGUCAUCCCCACCCACCGGCACAACAUCAACAAGCUGCCUCACAGCCUCAUAUCCCAGUCCCAGAUCCUGCCCCCGGAUGGUAACAUUCUGAUAGUGCCCGGCCUGCACCCUGCCAGUCUGUACAGGCUGGAGGUCCAGGCCAUCACAGCAGAGGGCGAAGGUCCUGCAACCAGCCGAACCUUUCAGACUCCUGGACACCAGAGCACUCUGAAAUACAGACCCAGGCCGAGGAAGAAUCCCUAUAAACAGCCAAUCAUUCAGAGGCACUGGGCCCAGACGGCCAAUCAGCCUGCAUGAACAAAGUCUCCCAAACUGAUCAGGAAUCCACAGAAGAGUGAUCAGUCGUGACAAUUGCAAAAUCACCAGCUUCAAGAUCGAGAUGAAUUCUCCACAACAACUAGCAACCAUUUA